Messenger RNA from Vitis riparia (riverbank grape), 1021 nucleotides. RefSeq lists its product as uncharacterized. The coding region runs from base 186 to 905 and encodes 239 amino acids. The record is from RefSeq and is a predicted model, not a curated record. The transcript has 6 exons. NCBI's taxonomy places the organism in Eukaryota, Viridiplantae, Streptophyta, Magnoliopsida, Vitales, Vitaceae.
AAUCAGAACUCUCGUAUCAGAUUAAAAAGACCCAACCCCACGCCUCUAACUUGCGCCUGGGCUUCGUCAAAACCUGUCCUACACACUCUUAUCCUUGACCUACCAAGCCCAUCUUCUUCUUCGACUCUAUAACACUUGUUACAGUACCAUACACUCCACACUCGUUGCUCUUGAACACGGACUACAUGGCACUGACCUUUCCUUUAACAAAUCUGAGGUCUAUUUGUUUUCACCGGCAAAACCCUAGGAGUUCUCUUAACGUUAAACAUAUUCUGUUCAGUUACAAUGAGUCCUCCAAACCCUCAUUUCGCAUUUCAGCAGAUUUAGCCCCAAAAGCUCGAUUCGUUGCUCGGCGCAGGGAGUCGGUUUCGGUUAAACAACUCGAACGGCCUCUAGUUGAGUACAUGAGUUUGCCUGCGAGCCAGUACUCUGUGUUGGAUGCUGAGAGGAUUGAACGUGUGGAUGAUAACACGUUUCGGUGUUAUGUGUAUAGGUUUAGGUUCUUUGCUUUUGAGGUUUGCCCUGUUUUGAUGGUUAAAGUGGAGGAGCAGCCCAAUGGUUGCUGCAUUAGGCUCUUGUCUUGUAAACUUGAGGGCUCGCCAGUUGUGGUUGCACAGAAUGAGAAGUUUCAUGCUUCUAUGGUGAAUAAAAUAUCAUGUGACAGCAAUCAGAGCAACUCGUUGGUGCAGCAACUCACUUCAGAUACUGUCAUUGAGGUUAUUAUUGAUAUUCCUUUUCCAUUUCGAGCGAUUCCUGUCGAAGCAAUAGAAUCAACUGGGGCCCAAGUCCUUGAACAAAUACUAAGGAUUAUGCUUCCUCGUUUUAUGGCGCAGCUGGUAAAGGACUAUCAAGCUUGGGCUUCAGGGGACGCCUCAAGGCAACCUCUUGGAACAGGUGAGAUUUAAUAUUGCAAGGAAAACCACUAGUUACUGCUGUACUCUUUUUCUUUUUGUUAACUUCACCUUAAUCAUGUACCAUAAAACAGUACCUUAAUGCCAAUCCAAUUAUGUAUUUAUCAUUU